Messenger RNA from Symbiodinium sp. CCMP2456, 978 nucleotides. Lineage: Eukaryota; Dinophyceae; Suessiales; Symbiodiniaceae. The record is from the annotation of a GenBank genome assembly.
AUGCGGCAGAAAUGGGGCUUUCUGGUCGGACUGCUUUUGGGCCUCGCCGCGGCCAAGCGCUGCACCAAGCAUCUCACAUCCCUGAAGGCGGGUGAUGCUUGCUCGGCAACUUGGAGAGAACUUACGGCAUCUGGCUGGAACGGAGACGAAAGAUUGGCAGGGCCAUUACUACUCCCUACGCAGCCGUCGAUCGGCUAUGCCUGGGUGCAUGCCCAGCACGAGAAGUAUUUCAUGUCGAAGAAGGAUGCGGCCAAAGAGCUCAAGAAGGCACAGUUCCCGGUCGUUCUCGGUGGCAGUCACUUCUACUUGACGGAUCGCCACCAUCACGCAGCGGCACUGCAGCUUUCUGGCGACGAGGAUAUUUUCGACCUUGAUAUGAACAUUCUGGUCGUUUGUGAUCUUCGAAGUCUAGGUGAGGAUACAUUCUGGGCGGAGAUGAUCAAGCGAAAAUACGUUUACCUCGAGUCCCGUGAAUCACCGUAUGCGCUGCCGCACAUGGUGGGUCCCGAUGUGCUUGCAAGUGGAUGGGCUCUGGCGAAUUUUGAGGACAAUCUGUGGCGGAGUUUGGCUGGCUUUGCUUCGCACGUGAACGAUGCCUCAUCGCGCUGUUACAUCAAGUCCUGUGACGAGUUCUUUGUGGACUUUCAAUGGGGCUAUGCCAUAAACGUGGCCACCGAGUACAAUACUACGCUGUGGCCAAGCGGCGAUCAGCACGCAGCUUUCCAACGGCUUCUGCACAGCCUGCCGUACCCAUCGUUGAAAGACGUGGACUUGCAGGACUGGAAGAAGCUUGGUGAGCAGCUGCUGCCGCUUUGCCACGGGCCAGCUCUGCACUCCUAUCCGCUUCCAGCAGGUUUUCCAUCGACGCUCCAGGGCUGGUCGGCUGUGCCAGUACCGGAUGACCCCAGCUGCAAGUACGAGUCGUGCACAAGUGCCAGGAUGAAUGGCCAGGAAGAUGCUCAUGGAUUCGUAGUCUAG